Messenger RNA from Rotaria sp. Silwood1, 852 nucleotides. The record is from the annotation of a GenBank genome assembly. NCBI's taxonomy places the organism in Eukaryota, Metazoa, Rotifera, Eurotatoria, Philodinida, Philodinidae.
AUGCCUACAUCAGAUGGUUUGGUUUAUUCAUUACCUGAUCCAAUACUUGAACGAUUUUUUUUACAUAUUCUACCUAAAAUUCAUCAAAAUAUUGAAUGGUUUCAUCUUCAAUCACGAUCAAUGGAACGCAGUCUUCGUGCUACAAAUUUCCGAAUUUUUACAAAAGGAACAGAAUGUUAUAAACGAGACAAUAAUGCAAUUAUAUUUAAUCAUAUCCUGACUAUGUUCACUAAUUUACAAUAUUUAAAUUUUGAUCGAUCUUCAAUUUACGAUGAUCGAUUAUUUUUUUGUAUGAGACGUCCAACUGUUGUCUCUACAAAUUUGUUAGAAUUACAUGUUUCUUUGCAUACUUUUGAUGAUUGUCUUUAUUUACUUGAUGGACAUUUCAAUCAACUUCAUUCACUUUAUGUUGAUGUUACAAAUAAUUUUCCAGGUGGAAUAUUCAAAUCUGUUCAUCAAGUAUCAUUAUUUGAUGAACGGCCUUUUGAACAUGAAUUUUUCCUUCAAAGUGCUCAAUCAUUUCCAUUCUUGGAAAAAUUAUAUGAAUGUAAUCACGAACGACAAAUGUAUAAAGAAUGUAGUAAAUCAAUCAUUAAAUAUCCUUAUCUUAAACAACUUGAUAUUAUUUGUACUUGCAAAGAUUACCAUAAACAAUUCUUAUUCGAUACUAAAACAUGCUUAUCAUUUGAUGUUCAUGUUAGUAUGGAUUAUGAACUAGUGAAACAAGUGACAUGCAAUUUCACAAGAAUAAAAUUUGUUGGAGACCCUGAGAAUUUUUGUGGUGAAACACGAGAACUUUCUCAACAUAUAAAAAGUUAUUCUCCUCGUACGCAAAUAAAUUGUUUAUUGUGA